Messenger RNA from Oncorhynchus keta (chum salmon), 10490 nucleotides. RefSeq names its product regulator of nonsense transcripts 1-like. Bases 500 to 3805 code for a protein of 1101 amino acids. Gene Ontology annotation, biological process: nuclear-transcribed mRNA catabolic process, nonsense-mediated decay. The record is from RefSeq and is a predicted model, not a curated record. Gene Ontology annotation, cellular component: cytoplasm. The transcript is spliced from 23 exons. Gene Ontology annotation, molecular function: RNA helicase activity; hydrolase activity; ATP binding. NCBI's taxonomy places the organism in Eukaryota, Metazoa, Chordata, Actinopteri, Salmoniformes, Salmonidae.
UAUUAACCAAAAGGUUGCUGGUUUGAUUCCCUCAGCCGACUAGGUUAAAACAAUCGGUCAGUGUGCCCCUUGAGCAAGGCAUUCAACCCUACAGUAACUGCUCCUGUAAGUUGCUCUGGAUAACAGCAUCUUGUAAAUUACUGUACAUGAUAAACACAUUCUGACUCUAGGCCUAAUCAAGGAUUGUGAAAAAUAUUCCUCUUUUGUGUGAACGUUAUGCCUUGGACACUUUGAAUGUGGUUAUGGCUAGAAAGGAUCCAGCUUUUGUCAAUUUUGACGACCUUUGAUGUGCUCUUUGCAUUUUGUGCUGUGUGCAAGGUGUUACGUCAUUACUUCGAGUGGGAGUUGAGGCUCACGAGACGGUGUGUUCUCAGUUUAUUCAUGUGCGUUGGUAUUUCGGUAUUUGUUUAAGUUUAAUUUUGUCAGGGAUAUCUACACUUUGUUUAGUUAGCGAUUGAAUUUAAAAUAUCAUUCUGAAAUAUCACUGUUGGUGGAGAAAAUGAGUGUUGAGGCGUACGGGCCGAGCUCGCAGACUCUCACGUUCCUGGACACUGAGGAAGCGGAGUUGCUUGGAGCAGAUACCCAGGGCUCGGAGUAUGAGUUCACGGAUUUUACCCUGCCGAGCCAGACUCAAACAGGCCAAACGCAGAGUCAGUUGGAAAAUCAGGUGAAUGGGCCUGAUGGAGUACAGCAGAAUGGGGAUGACCCUGUUGUGAAAGCAAGUCAACUUCUUGCAGAGUUGAACUUUGAAGAAGACGAGGAAGACAGCUAUUAUACUAAAGAUCUCCCAGUCCAUGCAUGCAGUUACUGUGGCAUUCACGAUCCUGCUUGUGUGGUGUAUUGCAACACCAGCAAGAAGUGGUUUUGCAAUGGACGUGGCAAUACAUCUGGCAGCCACAUUGUGAACCACCUGGUCAGAGCCAAGUCCAAGGAGGUGACUCUGCACAAGGAUGGUCCUUUGGGGGAGACGGUGCUGGAGUGCUACAACUGUGGCUGUCGCAACGUCUUCCUCCUGGGGUUCAUCCCUGCCAAGGCAGACUCUGUGGUGGUACUGCUUUGCAGGCAGCCAUGUGCCAGUCAGAGCAGUCUGAAAGACAUCAACUGGGACAGCUCCCAGUGGCAGCCGCUGAUCCAGGACCGCUGCUUCCUGUCCUGGCUGGUUAAGAUCCCCUCUGAGCAGGAGCAGCUGCGGGCCCGCCAGAUCACCGCCCAGCAGAUAAACAAGCUUGAGGAGCUCUGGAAGGAAAACCCCACAGCCACUCUGGAGGACCUGGAGAAGCCCGGCGUGGACGAGGAGCCUCAGCACGUGUUGCUGCGCUACGAGGAUGCCUACCAGUACCAGAACAUCUUUGGCCCCCUGGUCAAACUGGAGGCUGACUACGAUAAGAAACUCAAAGAGUCCCAGACCCAAGACAAUAUUACUGUCAGGUGGGACUUGGGACUCAAUAAAAAGCGGAUUGCUUAUUUCAGCCUUCCCAAGACGGACUCAGGUGACAUGCGCCUGAUGCAGGGAGAUGAGAUUUGCCUGAGGUACAAGGGAGACCUUGCCCCACUCUGGAAAGGCAUUGGACAUGUCAUCAAAGUCCCAGACAACUAUGGCGAUGAGAUAGCCAUCGAGCUGAGGAGCAGUGCUGGGGCCCCCGUGGAAGUACCACACAACUUCCAGGUUGACUUUGUGUGGAAGUCCACCUCCUUUGACCGGAUGCAAAGUGCCCUGAAGACCUUUGCCGUGGACGAGACCUCUGUGUCCGGGUACAUCUACCACAAGCUGCUGGGUCACGAGGUGGAGGAUGUGGUCAUCAAGUGUCAGCUGCCCAAACGCUUCACCGCCCAGGGCCUGCCUGACCUCAACCACUCACAGGUAUAUGCUGUGAAGACUGUGCUGCAGCGCCCUCUCAGUCUCAUCCAGGGGCCCCCUGGCACGGGGAAAACUGUCACUUCUGCCACUGUAGUGUACCACCUGGCCAGACAGGGCAACGGGCCUGUGCUGGUGUGUGCUCCCAGUAACAUUGCGGUGGACCAGCUGACUGAGAAGAUCCACAUGUCAGGUCUGAAGGUGGUGAGGCUGUCUGCCAAGAGCAGAGAGGCCAUCGACUCCCCUGUGUCCUUCCUGGCUCUGCACAACCAGAUCCGCAACAUGGACAGUAUACCAGAGCUUCAGAAGCUCCAGCAGCUGAAGGACGAGACUGGGGAGCUGUCCUCCUCAGACGAGAAGCGCUACAGAGCCCUGAAGCGCACCGCCGAGAGGGAACUACUUAUGAAUGCUGAUGUGAUCUGCUGUACCUGUGUGGGGGCAGGAGACCCCCGCCUGGCCAAGAUGCAGUUCCGCUCCAUCCUCAUUGAUGAGAGCACCCAGGCCACUGAGCCAGAGUGUAUGGUGCCUGUCAUACUGGGGGCCAAGCAGCUGAUCCUGGUGGGAGACCACUGCCAGCUGGGUCCAGUAGUGAUGUGUAAGAAGGCUGCCAAGGCGGGCCUGUCCCAGUCCCUGUUUGAGCGUCUCGUGGUGCUGGGCAUCAGGCCCAUCCGUCUGCAGGUGCAGUACCGUAUGCACCCGGCCCUCAGCGCUUUCCCCUCCAACAUCUUCUACGAGGGCUCCCUGCAGAACGGAGUCACCGCAGCUGACCGCAUCAAGAAAGGCUUUGACUUCCAGUGGCCACAACCAGACAAGCCCAUGUUCUUCUACGUGACCUUGGGCCAGGAAGAAAUUGCAAGCUCUGGAACCUCCUAUCUUAACAGAACUGAGGCUUCCAACGUGGAGAAGAUCACCACCAGGCUGCUAAAGGCUGGGGCCAAGCCUGACCAGAUAGGCAUCAUCACCCCCUACGAGGGCCAGAGGUCCUACCUGGUGCAGUACAUGCAGUUCAGUGGCUCCCUCCACACCAAGCUCUACCAGGAGGUGGAGAUAGCCAGCGUUGAUGCGUUCCAGGGCAGAGAGAAGGACUUCAUCAUCCUGUCCUGUGUCAGAGCCAACGAGCACCAGGGCAUUGGCUUCCUCAACGACCCACGCCGUCUCAACGUUGCUCUCACCAGGGCCAGGUAUGGGGUUAUCAUCGUGGGCAACCCCAAGGCCCUGUCCAAGCAGCCUCUGUGGAACCACCUGCUCAACUACUAUAAGGAGCAGAAGGUUCUGGUGGAGGGACCCCUCAACAACCUGAGGGAGAGCCUCAUGCAGUUCAGCAAGCCCCGCAAACUGGUCAACGCCAUCAACCCUGGGGGCCGUUUCAUGAGCACAGCCAUGUAUGAUGCAAGGGAGGCUCUUAUUCCUGGAUCUGUGUAUGACCGCAGCAGCACUGGACGUUCAUCCAACAUGUACUUCCAGACCCACGACCAGAUCGGCAUGAUUGGUCCGGGCCCCAUGGCCUCCAUGAACAUUCCCUUCAACCUGGUCAUGCCCCCCAUGCCGCCGCCAGGCUACCUGGGCCAGGUCCACUGCCCGCCAGCAGGCCGUGGUGGAGGUAUGAAGGGUAAGGCCGGCGGCGGAGGGGUGCGAGGUGGGCGCCAGCGGAGCCGUGGCAUGGGGAACCACGGCGGGGGCAGCGGGCAGCACGGCCUCAUGAGUGGCAGCCAGGCCAGCCAGGACCUGGGCUCCCAGCCCUUCUCCCAGGGACCCCUCACACAGGGCUACAUCACCAUGAGCCAGCCUUCCCAGAUGAGCCAGCCUGGCCUCUCCCAGCCUGAACUCUCUCAGGACAGCUACCUUGGCGAUGAGUUCAAGUCCCAGAUUGACGUGGCCCUCUCCCAAGACUCCACCUACCAAGGGGAAAGAGCUUAUCAACAUGGUGUGACUGGACUGUCCCAGUACUAGAGUGUUGUGGGAAAAGGAGCUAGGCCUGUGCUGAGCUUAGUUCGUCGCCAUUUUAAUCUGGGUAAUAUCAAAAAAAGAACAUAUGGAUACCCGUUUUCCACUGCUACAACUGAAGCACCACUGUGUGAAAGCAACAGGAGAGAGACCGAGAGAAACCAACCAAUCACAAGAGUGAGAGCAAAAUGGGGGUAGAGCUGGACAAGACAAGAGCGAGGAGGAGGGAGAGAGAAGGCGCUGCUCGCACACAGAGGAGAAGCAGCAUAUGUUGGGGUAGCAGCGUCGGAGCGACAAGCCCUUUGAUGAUGAGUCGAGGGGUGAAAGGUCAUGGAUCCUCAAUGGGGUCACAGGAGUCACAUCCCUACCACCUCUUCUCCCCCAGGGACCACAAGUUAGUUGGCUGAGGACAUUGUUCUCGGAGCAGAGAGACUGAGAAGAGUUCUCACACAACCCUCCAACCUCACUCUACAAAACCGUCUCCUGCCAGCUAGAGGGGAAAAAGGGGACGAAACUCUUGAAGCAGUCAGUCGAUUUGGGAAAAUUUCUAACCUCAAAGUUGAUCCGUGCUCAUGCUCUGCAUUUGAACAUGUUUGAGCGAGAGGCGAGAGGUUUUGGGCAGACCAAGAAUGGUCUUGUUGAACGUCUCAAACGGAAUCAAAUGGUGCAGGAGUCGGAAGAAUACUGACCAUUCAUCUUUUUCAACUUUGAGUUGGAAAGUUUUCUACAUGAGGUCUGUUGUUGCAGAGGUUUUGAAAGCUGGUGAAUUUCACUGGCUUUCCGUUCUGGUCUUUCUGAAGGAUAAGUGGUGGAAUGGCUCUUGAAACAAUUAAAGGAAACAUUAUUGUCUCGAGAUCUGAAGUGGUGGACUUGAAAGAUCUGUAGUUUGCGAGACAGGUUUUUGUUUUUUUCUGAAGUCUAUCUGUAGUACAAAAAGGAGAGUAAAAAGAAUACCAUAACCAACUUAUUGUAAUCGAAAAAGCAGGCAUCACUUGCUCUUUAAAAUAACCUCCAAAUUAUUACUUUAAAAUUAGUCACAGCUUCACAGACAUGAAAUGCCACAAAGAAAGCACUUGUAGAAUGCACAUAUAAUUUGCAUGGCUACAUGGCUAAUUCAUUAAUCCACAUUAAGCAGAGAAGUUAUCCCUAGAGGCCCAAGUUUAAACAUGAAAUUAUGUAUUAAAUCAUGUUUUACUUUGUUGAUCAACAACUCAUAAGAGGUGUUGCAAGGAAACAAGAAUUUCUGUUCAGAGAGGUUAUAGUAAUGAAGUGUGUGAAUACUACUGGGAUAAGACUGCAGUAUUCACAAGUGGAAGUCUGGAUUUGACUACUGAGGAAGGUUAGAAGCCUCUGGCAACUGCUAAUUGUAGGUAUUCAGUACUGGCAGUCAUUGGCCCAUGUGAAAAUGAUAACUGAAUGAAGGUUAUGAACUCACUUAAAAAUAUAAAUAUAUAAUUUCUGACCAUACCUUGAUGAGUUUGUUGACCGAAGGGAGGCAUUUCUGUCAGUAUGUGGCAAAGGAUGAGAACAAAUAUUUGUAUAUUGGUGUUGUAGACACAGUAGGUACUUUUAUAUUUAGUGCCCAUGAAAGGUUAUGGUGUAGAUUUGUGUAGCCCCCACCACAGAUCUAGUCUCAAACCUGACUCUAGGCAAACCAGUGGGUGUGUUCCUUUGCUGAUGCAGGCCAGAUCGUUAUAGAUAUAUAUAGAUAUAUAGCAAUCUGGUCCCUGACGACAUAGUUGAGGAUGUGCCAUGCAACCAAUGGUUGAUGCAUGCAAUGUCUGAGCAGGGGAACAUGACUAGGGUCUGGUUUCAAUGCUCGUGUUCCCCUGGUCAGACAUUGCACGUAUCAAUCAGUGGUUGCGUGCCCUGUCAUCAACUAUGUCAUUAACUGACAGAUUGCUAUGACAUAUGUGGUUAGCUGAUACUUUAAAUGCCAUCAACGCCUGGGCACAGGAACGCCCCCAAUGAUGGACUCUUUUAGCAUAGAGGAACUGUCACUACCUACACUAUAUUUCCAGCAGUAUGUGGACACCGAUUCAAAUGAGUGGAUUCGGCUAUUUCAGACCCAUCUGUUACUUAUGGGUAUAUACAAUCGAGUACACAGCCAUGCAAUCUCCAUAGACAAACAUUGACAAUAGAAUGACCUUACUGAAAUGCUAAGUGACUUUCAAUGUGGCACCAACAAGUCAGUUUGUCAAAUUCCUGCCCUGCUAGAGCUUCCCCAGUCAAUUGUAAGUGCUGUUAUUGUGAAGUGGAAACGUCUAGGAGCAACAACGGCUCAGCCGCAAAGUGGUAGGCCACACAAGCUCAUAGAACGGGACCGCUGAGUGCUGAAGGGCGUAGCUUGUAAAAUUAGUCUGUCCUCGGUUGCAACACAUAGUUCCAAACUACCCCUGGAAGCAACAUCAGCGCAAGAACUGUUCGUCGGGAGCUUAAUGAAAUGGGUUUCCAUGGCCGAGCAACCGCUCACAAGCCUAAGAUCACCAUGCGCAAUGCCAAGCGUUGGCUGGAGUGGUGUAAAGCUCGCCGUCAUUGGACUCUGGAGUAGUGGAAAUGCGUUCUCUGGAAUGAUGAAUCGUGCUUCACCAUCUGGCAGUCCAACGGAAAAAUCUGGGUUUGGUGAAUGCCAGGAGAAAGCUACCUGCCCCAAUGCAUAGUGCCAACCGUAAAGUUUGGUAGAGGAAAAAUAAUGGUUGGGCUGUUUUUCAUGGUUUCGAUUAGGCCCCUUAGUUCCAGUGAAGGGAAAUCUUAAUGUUAAGGCAUACAAUGACAUUCGAGAUGAUUCUGGACUUCCAACUUCGUGGCAACAGCAUGACAAUUCCCCCGUGCACAAAGCGAGGUCCAUUCAGAAAUAGUUUGUCGAUCAGUGUGGAAGAACUUUACUGGCCUGCACAGAGGCCUGACCUCAACCCCAUCGAACACCUUUGGGAUGAAUUGGAACGCCAACUGCGAGCCAGGCCUAAACGCCCAACAUCAGUACCGGACCUCACUAUGCUAUUGUGGCUGAAUGGAAGCAAGUCCCCGCCCGCAGUAAUGUUCCAAGGAAACCUUUCCAGAAGAGAGUAGGCUGUUAUAGCAGCAAAGGGGGGGACCAACUCCAUAUUAAUGCCCAUGAUUUUGGAAUGAUGAGCAGGUGUCCACAUACAUUUGGUAAUGUAGUGUAAGGGAAAAUACAUAUUUUCCAGGGACUCCCAACAAACAAUGAUGCAGACAUGCCAGAACGUUGCGAUUCUAAACUAACGUUUGUAGGCAAAACUUUUGCAGGGGUUUUAUUGAAUGUAGUUUAUGCAAACUAGCCACUUGCUAAAUGCACUGAUUAAAAAUAACUUCUGUGAUCUCUAGCUACUUUUUUGUAUUUUAUAUAAGCGGAUAAAGUAGUGCCGUAGUUCCAUUAUGCCAAGAGUCCAUACCUUAAACCAGAUCCUAGUCACUGUUUUGCCUCGGGUUGCGUUUUCAAGCCUACCACACACCCCCACCCACCCCGUUGGAGAAGAAAAAAUGUAUUUGGUAGAUUCCAAGAACCCUUUUUUCCAGUUGAAGUUGAAAUUUUACUUUCCCCUUUUGAAUGUCCUUUCAAUUUUAUAACUACCAAUACAUAAAUCUUCAAACAUGUAGUAGACCUACCCUGUCACAUGGAGAAUCAUUGAUGCACAGUGCCUUCAGAAAGUAUUCAUACCUCUUAUUCCUUUUUGUUGUAUUUCUAUUGUAUUUAUUUAGGAUCCCCAUCAGUUCCUGCCAAGGGAGAGGCUAUUCUUCCUGGGGUCCAGAAACAUUAAGGCAGUAAUAUACAAUUUAAAAUAUUACAUAACAUUUCAUAACUUUUCACAACACAUUAAGUGUGUGCCCUCAGGCCACUACUCUACUAUCAUAUAUGUACAAUACAACAUCCAUGUGUACAGUCCCCACUGUUCCAUAAGGUGUAUUUUUCUGUUUUUUAAAAUCUGAUUCUACUGCUUGCAUCAGUUACCUGAUGUGGAAUAGAGUUCCAUGUAGUCAUGGCUCUAUGUAGUACUGUUGUGGUCUGUUCUGGAUUUUGGGAUUGUGAAGAGACCUCUGGUUGCAUGUCUUGUGGGAUAUGCAUGGGUGUGCAUUCAGCAUGUCAAUACUUCUUACAAAAACAAAUAGUGAUUUAGUCAAUCUUUCCAACUGGAUGAGAGAUUGACAUGCAUAUUAUUGUUAGCUCUCUGUGUACAUUCAAGGGCCACCCAUGCUGCACUGUUCUGAGACAAUUGUAAAUCCUUCUUUGUGGCACCUGACCACACGACUUGACAGUAGUCCAGGUGAGACACAACUAGGGUCUGUAGGACCUGCCUUGUUGAUAGUUAAGAAGACAGACCUCUCCCCAACUUCAGGUACAUUUGCAUCAACAUGUUUUGACCAUGACAGUUUACAAUCCAGGGUUACUCCAAGCAGUUUAGUCUCCUGAACUUGCUAAAAUUCCACAUUAUUCAUUACACGAUUUAGUUGAUGUUUAGUGUCCCAAAUACAAUGUUUUUAGUUUUAGAAAUAUUUAGGACUAACUUGAAUUGUACAAUAUUUGUACAUUACUUUUAAAAUUCUCAACCUCUAGCAAUGAUCAACAACCAACUUGACAGACAGCCAUUUUCAAGUCUUGUCAUAGAUUGUUAAGCUGAUUUAAAGUCAAACAUUCAAUGUCAUCUUGGUAAGCAAACCCCAGUGUAUAUUUGGCCUUGUAUUUUAGGUUAUUGUCCUGCUGAAAGGUGAAUUAGUCUCCCAGUGUCUGUUGGAAAGAAGACAGAACCAGGUUUUCCUCUUUGAUUUAGCAUGUUCUUAACUAUAUUGUAAAUUAUCCCCCCCAAAACUUCCCUAAUCUUUGCUGAUGACAAGCAUACCCAUAACAUAAUGCAGCCACCACCAUGCUUGAACAUAUGUAGAGUGGUACUCAGUAAUGUGUUGUAUUGGAUUUGCCCCAAACACAACGCUUUGUAUUCGGGACAAAGUUCAUUUCUCUAACACUUUUUUAACACACUUUAGUGCCUUAUUGCAAACAGGAUGCAUGUUUUGUGAUAUUUUUAAUUCUGUCCAGGUAUAUAAAAAAAAUCACUGUCAUUUAGGUUAGUAUUGUGUGUAACUACAAUGUUGAACUGAGGAUGGAUUUCACAGCCAUUAAACUCUUAACUGUUUUAAAGUCACCAUUGGUCUCACGUUGAAAUCCCUGAAUGGUUUCCUUCCUCUCCGGCAUCUGAGUUCGGAAGGUCGCCUGCAUCUUUGUAGUGACUGGGUGUAUUGAUACACCAUCCAAAGCGUGUAAUUAUUAACUUCACCAUGCUCAAAGGGAUAUUCUAUUUCUGCUUAUUUAAUUUUUUGACCCAUCUACCAAUAGUUGCCCUUCUUUGUGAGGCAUUGGAAAACCUCCCCUGGUCUUUAUGGUUGAAUCUGCGCUUGAAAUUCACUGCUCGACUGAGAGCCCUUACAAUGAUCUGUAUGUGUGGGGUACAGAGAUGAUAAACACUAUUAUUGCACACAGUGAUUUUUACUCCUGAACUUAUUUAGUCUUGCCAUAAAAAGGGGUUGAAUACUUAUUUACUCAAGACAUUUCGGCUUUUCAUUUUUUAUUAUUUUGUAUUAAAAAAAAAAAUUUAAUCCACUUUGAUAUUAUGCGGAAUUGUAUGUAGGCCAGUGGCACAAUCUCAAUUUUAAUAUAUUUUCGAUUCAGGCUCUAACAACUAAAUGUGGAAAAAGGCAAGCAGUGUGAUUACUUUCUGAAGGCACUGUAAUUUGUAUCAUUGAUGGUCAAAUUUCUCACGUGUAAAAGUAGUAUUUUGUGACAAUCCUACUUGUCAAUUCCCUGCUGUGUUGAGUUUUUGGUCUGAAAUCUUUCAUUCUGUAAUUCUGAAUUGUAUGUAACCAUCCCUCAUGAUUCAUUACGGUACCCUCCAUUCCAUGUGUGAUAGUGUCAUCUGACCAUUUUUAUGUCAUUUUGCUGAGUCGUGUUAGGCUAUGAUUUUCAGAAGUCAUUGUCGUAUGCUAAUGUGGUUAAACAUUUUCUGUUAUGAACACCUGUGGAAAGACAUUUUAAGAUGUUACCCAUUCUGACUAAAUGUGUUUGUACCUAUCCAUAUCUUCUAGACAUUAACCACAUCCCUCCAAAUACAUUUCGAAAAUGUGUUAUUUCUGACAGCGUUCCCUAUUUGACAACCUGUGCAUGUGCUGUUCGAUAGUACACCUCAAUUAUCAGGUUUCAUCACUAAACAUUCAUGUAUCUUUAUGAAAUUAGCCUAUUGUUGCAAAAGGGGAACUCCUGAAGAGAAAAUAAACUGCUGCUGCAAUACAACUAAAUGGUUAGGGUAUGAAAUUAGUUCAAGUAGAUUAAAUAUUGGUCCACUACAAAUGGUAACUGAUCUUUGCUCAUCUUCAAAUAUCGUUCAAACAAAACACCACUCUUGAGUGUCUCAUGGGUUACAGGGAUUUUGGAAUGCUAAGAACCUUCAAUUAGGACACAGAAUAGUCUAUAUUUGUCCUCUUCCCCCAAUAGCUGGUGUCAUCCUAGUAUCAUUUAUUUUCAUUAUUUGCUUCUGCAGGGUUUUACUUUGGAGUGAAGUGAUGUUUCUUUCUUCUUGGAAAUUGCUUGAUUAUGAUUAUCUAGUUAUUUGGUCAUUUGUUAUACUCUCACUGAAAUGUCAUCCUUGUAACAUCUUUGAAAAAAAUAAAGGUUUCUUUUCACUCA